Ochotona princeps (American pika) is the source of this 1142-nucleotide messenger RNA. It is a transcript of the gene CLEC11A, whose product is annotated as C-type lectin domain containing 11A. The transcript is spliced from 4 exons. Lineage: Eukaryota; Metazoa; Chordata; Mammalia; Lagomorpha; Ochotonidae. Bases 150 to 1103 code for a protein of 317 amino acids. The record is from RefSeq and is a predicted model, not a curated record.
GGAGCCAAGUGGGGCGGGGAGAGACACACACACACAGUCGGAGGAGCCAGCCAGGGCAGACGGGUGGCUAGUGACUGCCCCAAGGCCGGGGGCACUCAGAGAGGCCCCAACGACUCCCCCACAUCUCGGUACCCUGGGAGUCCAGCCUGAUGCAGGCAGCCUGGCUGUUGGGGGCCCUGGUGGUCCCCCAGCUCCUGGGCUUUGGCCAGGGGGCUCAGGGAGCUGAGAGGGAGUGGGCCGGGGGCUGGGGAGGGGCCGUGGAGGAGGAACGGGACAGGGAGGUUUUGAUGCUAAAGCAUCUGCAGGAGGCUCUGGGGCUGCCCUCCGAUAUGGGCGAAGAGAAUUUCACCGGAAUCAUCCUGGAUGAAGGACUCUGGGGGCCCGAGGAAGAGCAGGGAGAGCCCAAGGGGAAGGCAGCGACCACAACACCAGCCCCCUCCCCCAGCCCCAGCCCAUCUCCUACCCAGGAGGACGUGGUCACUUAUAUCUUGGGCCGCCUGGCCGGCUUGGACGCAGGCCUGCACCAGCUGCACGUCCGCCUGCACGCGCUGGACACCCGCGUCGUGGAGCUAACCCAGGGGCUGCGGCAGCUGCGGAAGGCGGCGGAUGACACCCGCGAGGCCGUGCAAGCCCUGCAGGAGGAGCAGGGCCGGGCCGGGCGCGAGCGUGGCCGUCUGGAAGGCUGCCUGAAGGGACGGCGCGUGGGCCACAAGUGCUUCCUGCUCUCGCGCGACUUCGAGGCGCAGGCGGCGGCGCAGGCGCGCUGCGUGGCUCGGGGCGGAAGCCUGGCGCAGCCGGCGGACCGGCAGCAGAUGGAGGCGCUGACCAGCUACCUGCGGGCGGCGCUGGCGCCCUACAACUGGCCCGUGUGGCUCGGGGUGCACGACCGGCGCGCCGAGGGCCUCUACCUGUUCGAGAACGGCCAGCGCGUGUCCUUCUUCGCCUGGCACCGCGCCCCCAGCCCCUCGCCGCACCCGCUCAGCCCCAGCCAGCCCAAUGGCGGCGCGCUGGAGAACUGCGUGGCGCAGGCCUCGGACGACGGCUCGUGGUGGGACCACGACUGCGAGCGCCGCCUCUACUUCGUCUGCGAGUUCCCCGUCUAGCGCGGCCCGUUCCCCGACCCCAGGACCCAGGCUGGCCCU